AUGAUAGAAGGGUAAGGAGAUAGCAUUCCAAAUCUUUAAAAUUAAGAAAUAGUUAUUGGACAACCUGUAUAAACAGAUACUCCGCUCAUUUUGACUAAAAUUAAUGCUGAUAUAGAAACUAAAAAACAUGUGUGCAUUCAUUGGUGUUUAUUUUUUGUUCUGGUUACAAUUUUUAUAUUGACUUCUGUGUUUAUGCCAGAAUCAACCUAAUAGGUUCAAUUGGACAAUCCUUGUUAUGAAAAUAGCGAAUAUAAUUUUGAUUAAGAAUCAUGGUUUGAAAAGAAUAAAUAGUAAUUUUGCAAUCAAAGUGGAGCUAAUUAUACAAUGAUUAGAAGAUUAGAUAAAAAAAAUCAAUUCUUAAUUGUUUAUGGGUAAUUUAGUUUCUUCAGUCCCAUGGGUUAUGAAAUCAGCUACUUAAAUUAUACUGCCACAUUAUUUGGGUUGACUAUGGAAUAAUAGAAAACUGGGAAUCUAUAUGAUCAUUUUAUUACUAGUAAGAAUCAUUCGAUAACAACUAAUUGUAAUCAGAACUACGAGGACGAAUAUGAUGAAUAUGAUGAGUAUGAUGAGAUAAUUGGAGAUGAAGGUGAAGAAGAAGAUGAAGAUGAAGAUGAGGACGAAGAUGAAGAUGAAUUACACAGACUCUCUUAAAGAACAGAAGAUUAUGGAAAUUUUGAUCAUAAGCUAUGUGAAUGGAAACUUUUGGUCUUUAUUCCAAUUCUAGAGUAUCACGAUUACCUCCUAAUUAUAAAUUUCGCUAAACCCGAAAUUGACAAUAAUACUUAUUUGUAUUUAUAAGGAAUAACUGUUGAUCCCAGAUAUUCCAAUUCAGUAUUAGCAAUAAGAUACACAUUUUUUGCAUUUUCAGUGAUUACUUUGACUCUGUUUGCAUUCAGAAUGAAAAAAUUAGCCUUAUCAAAUUGGGUCAUUGAAUAAAAGUUUGUCUUAGUCUUGAGCUUACUUUUACCUUGGUUCAAUGAUCCACUGUAUGCGGCUACAUUAAUGGCUCCGAACAGAGUCACUGCUGUGAUUGGAGUGAUAUUUUUCAGUAAUUUCAUUUGUUGUCUCUUCCUUUAUUGGCUCGUACUGUACCAUAGGAUUGUGGUCGAUAACGGAAACAAGGAAAGCACUGCAGUCACUAAACCCAAGAUCCUGGUUUGCUUCCUGUUAUGGCUCCUUUUUGUGGUCUCCUACUCGAUCCUAGUCAUUUAAUAUUUUAGGGACCCUACUACAAAUUUUGAUGACUUCCAUCAUAAACCUUACAUGGCAUUUAAAGUGCUUUCAUUUUUAUUUUCCUUUGCUACAUUUUUGUAUUUGCUCAAGUACUUGAUUCAAUUUUGCAAAUGCUAUGAGACUAGAUUGUGGAGAUACAAGUUGAUUGGAUUGUUUAACAUAUUUUUCAUGAUGUGUUUGGGCUUGUUCAUCUUGUCUGGAUCCUUUGAAAUUUAUAAUCUCACUGGAACAGAGGUGCUCAUCUCUAUAAGUAUUUUGAACUUAUACAUCUAUUAUCAGUAAUACUUGUGGAGUCCCAGCAAGUAGGGACUAGCCUAGUUUGAGAAUCUGACUCAGAAUGUCUUGAUCAGUAAUAGGGAUUAUGAUGAAUUCGAAAUUGAAAAUAUCAAUGUCAUUUAAGAGAACGUUGUAGAUGAAAAGUUUUAGGUCUAAGACAAUAAAGGAAUGUUGGUCGAAUGA
Paramecium tetraurelia is the source of this 1692-nucleotide messenger RNA. RefSeq lists its product as uncharacterized. Gene Ontology annotation, molecular function: toxic substance binding. The transcript has 2 exons. NCBI's taxonomy places the organism in Eukaryota, Ciliophora, Oligohymenophorea, Peniculida, Parameciidae. The record is from RefSeq and is a predicted model, not a curated record.